Messenger RNA from Ostertagia ostertagi, 1413 nucleotides. Lineage: Eukaryota; Metazoa; Nematoda; Chromadorea; Rhabditida; Trichostrongylidae. The record is from the annotation of a GenBank genome assembly.
AUGAAGUUGGAGGCGCGUUUCAACUCUGACUCACGUUUCAAACUUGACGAAAAGUUUGUUUCUAGCGGAAGCGAAGAUGAGGACGAGGAUGAAGUCGUCCAAGAAAGAUCCAAGCAACUAGAAGUCUUAUCGAGAGUUUUGGGCAGUACUGUUAAACCUCAAAAGAAAACCCUCAAGUCUUCUGAAAAGGAUGCUAAAGGUCAUGCGAAAGUCCGCCCUUUCACGAGGUUCGAUCCCUUCAACGAGGAGCAUGUUCGCUGGUUGAAGAAAGAAGAGGAGCUGAGAAAUGGAGCGAACGAUGAAGACAGCAACGAUGAACACGUCGUACUGAAUGAAAGUGAAGGAGGCCCGAUAAAAAAUGGCAUUCAUUAUGAGAUGCAGCCUGAUUUUGCUGAAGAGCUGAAAGUGCGCUUAGCUGGUGAGGCUUCAGCUGCAGAAUCUUCCAACGCAAAUGGUGGCUUCUCGUUUCUGGCGAUGAAGAUGAAGAUGAUCUUGGAAAGCGUUCAGGACGACGACGGUGUUGAUACAAAGGUUGUAGUUCCUGUUAACCCGAAGUCUUCCAGUUUGCAACUUCAAAGCGAACCACAGCCGCUGAGCGGAUAUGUUCGCUGUGCGGCCGCAAAACCCACCGAGACGUCUUCGCAGAAGAACUACAAACAUCUACGGAAAGCGGCGCUCAAGGAAAACCGGCAGAAUCUCAUGCAGAGUAACGGGAAAAAUAAGGAUAAGAAAGGCUUGACGUUCCCUAAAAAGAGAGACAGUCAGUUCAUGGAUGAAAUUCUCAGUGGGCAAAGCAGGAAGGUACCAGAGUUCUAUCAGACACUAGGUUGUGACAGAAACAGUUCGUUAGAACAGAUCACUGCCGAGUACCGAGCCCGCGUUAAAUAUCUUCACCCUGAUAAACUCGAUGAAGCUGAUCCGAUAAAACAUGAGGAGUAUCUGCGACUGCAGUCGGCCUAUGACACGCUGUCUGAUGAGGAGGAACGACGCUGUUACGAUGCAUGGUUGGAUUGUUUGCUUCCUCUCAGCUACGAGGAGUUCAAGAGGAAUAAGGACGCUCUAAAAGUGAAGGAAACACCGAUGAUAUCGUCGUCAAACGCUGCGGUGCAAGUGACAUCUACGGAACCAGACAAAAAGUUCUCAAGAUGGGAAUCAGAGAGGCUCUGGUGUGGCCAAUACUGUCGGGGUUUUAUGAACGCGUAUUCUCUGGACGGUCUGGUUAUAGUAGCGCUUCUAGUAAUUUGUUCGUGUGCCUAUCUUAAACGAGUGCCUCGAAUAAACAGCUGGUUGCUUUCUGAGAAGAAGGGGUUUUUCGGAGUCUUCUACAAGGCUUCGGUCAUUGGAGUACGCUUGCACUCCUUCGUUUCUGCUGCCUGUUUCCUAGCUGCUGGAUAUACGUUGUUCAUCAGAUAA